GAAACCAGAAAUCUCACACAUGUUGUCUCAGAAUUCCAUCUCAUGAGCUUCUCAGAGGAUCCAGAGCUACAGCCCCUCCUCCUGGGACUGUUCCUCUCCAUCUACCUGGUCACAGUGCUUGGGAACCUGCUUAUCAUCCUGGCUGUCACCUCAGACUCCCACCUGCACACACCCAUGUACUUCUUCCUCUGCAACCUGUCCUUGGCUGAUGUGGGGUUCAUUUCCACGACAGUUCCCAAGAUGAUUGUGGACAUCUUCACCCACAGCAUGGUCAUCUCUUAUGCUGGCUGCCUGACUCAGAUGUCUGUCUUUAUUACAUGUGGAUGCAUGGAUGAUUUGCUCCUCACAGUGAUGGCCUAUGACCGGUUUGUUGCCAUCUGUCACCCCUUGCAUUACCAGGUCAUCAUGAAUUCCCAUCGCUGUGGAAUCCUACUUUUGCUGUCAUUUGUGGCCAGUCUGUUCGAUUCCCUACUUUAUAAUGUUAUGGUCUUCCAAAUUACCUGCUUCAAGGGAGUGGAAAUUUCCAAUUUCUUCUGUGACCCCACUCAACUUCUCAACCUUAAUUGCUCUGACACUCUCAGCAGUGACAUAAUCACAUGUAUUGCAAGCAUCAUAUAUGGCUUCCUCCCUUUGUCAGGGAUCCUUUUCUCUUAUUAUAAAAUUGUGUCCUCCAUUCUGAGGGUCCCAUCUCCAGGUGGCAGGUACAAAGCCUUCUCCACCUGCGGCUCUCAUCUGACAAUCGUUUGCUUAUUUUAUGGAACAGCCCUUGGUUUGUAUCUCAGUUUAGCUUUCUUUGGCUCUGCUGGGAAGAUUGCCUUGGCCUCAUUGGUAUACACAAUGGUCACCCCCAUGCUCAACCCCUUUAUCUACAGCCUGAGGAACAGCGACAUCAAGAGAGCCAUGUGCAUAGUCUUCAAGAAAACAGUCUUAUUCCCAUCCUUGUGCUAUGCAUUUGGACCUGGUGGGAAAGGGCAGCAGACCUAA
This is a messenger RNA of Ochotona princeps (American pika), 984 nucleotides long. RefSeq names its product putative gustatory receptor clone PTE01. NCBI's taxonomy places the organism in Eukaryota, Metazoa, Chordata, Mammalia, Lagomorpha, Ochotonidae. Gene Ontology annotation, biological process: G protein-coupled receptor signaling pathway. Gene Ontology annotation, molecular function: olfactory receptor activity; G protein-coupled receptor activity. The record is from RefSeq and is a predicted model, not a curated record. Gene Ontology annotation, cellular component: membrane. The transcript has a single exon. Bases 43 to 984 code for a protein of 313 amino acids.